ACUGCAACUGAAUUCGUGUGAGGUGUACAGAAACGUGUCGCAGCGGUAAUGCGGUUAGAUGUGCAGCCGGCUGGUGGCUGCCCGGUUGGCCGGUGAGGUGGCACGGGUCGCCUGGUGCAGCUGCUGCGGGGUUAGGGAGAGCAGCCGCUGUGGCCACAUUAAAAACUGCAUCACUGUUUUUUGUGACAACUGUAGAUCAGCGAGCCAUCAGCUCCCCCUCUCCCUCGUUUCAGGGAUUUGUAGUCCUUAGCGUAGGGAACGCCGCCGCGUGUUGGAGGCCUUUGCGGGAGUGAAACUACAGUUCCCUCAGAGCUGCUCGGAGGUGUUAGUUGUCAAUAUGGCUGUUGUCAGACAGACAAAGCAGAGAGGCAAAUAAUUCGCCUCUGAUUAGAAAUCCUUGGAAAAGGGUCGGACAGGGCACUGUUCCCAGCUGCUUCAUUGCUCGGCUGCAGUAAACGACACCGCGCCGCUUUGCUUCCGUUACAAAGUUAAAUGGUUAAGUGGACGAUUUGAACCCGAGCAGCAGCAGCAGGAUGUCUGAGUUCAGCGAGGAGCCGCGCUUCACUAUUGAGCAGAUAGAUCUGCUGCAGCGGCUGCGUCGCACCGGCAUGACCAAGCAGGAGAUCCUGCAUGCGCUCGACACUCUGGACCGGCUGGACCGGGAGCACGGCGACAAGUUUGGCCGCCGCACCUCUUCCUCCUCCUCCUCCUCGUCCUCCUACGGCGUAGGCGGGGCCAACAGCUGCACCAACAACUCUGCCUCUAAUACUACUACUACCACGUCAUUCAACAAUAACAACACUGCCUCGGCAACCACCACCUCUUCAGCGUCAUGCAAUGGCGGCGGCAUCAACAGUGGCGGUGAGGGUGGAGCCACCGAUCACGCCGCCGCUGCCUCCUCUUCAACGACCUCCAAAAUCUCCACAGCCACGCAGACGCAGUUCAACAGCGCCGGGGGGCUCUCGCUGUCUCCCAGCAACAGCUACGACACGUCCCCGCCUCCAGGGCCGCCGCCGCCCUCUGCCAUCCUGCCGUCCCCGGUCUCGCUGGUGGCCCUGACACAGAACGGCCGCGACAGUCUAGCUGCCACCCCCAACGGAAAACUGUCUCCGCCACGAUAUCCGGUGAACAGCGCUGCAGCGACGCGAGCGUUCGGGUUUGAAUCUACAGAGGAAGAUCUGGAUAUCGAUGAUAAGGUGGAGGAGCUGAUGAGGAGGGACAGCAGUCUGGUGAAAGAGGAGAUCAAAGCCUUCCUGGGGAACAGGAGGAUCUCUCAGGCAGUGGUGGCACAAGUUACCGGCAUCAGUCAGAGCAGGAUCUCCCAUUGGCUGCUGCAGCACGGCUCCGACCUGAGCGAGCAGAAGAAGAGGGCUUUCUACCGCUGGUACACGCUGGAGAAAACCACACCAGGUGCCACUCUGAACAUGCGACCAGCUCCGUUACCUCUGGAGGAAAUGGAGUGGAGGCAAACCCCGCCCCCCCUCACCACCGCCCCCGGCACCUUCCGCCUGCGUCGGGGAAGCCGCUUCACUUGGAGAAAAGAGUGCCUGGCUGUGAUGGAGAGCUACUUCAACGACAACCAGUAUCCAGAUGAGGCCAAAAGGGAGGAGAUAGCAAACGCCUGCAAUGCUGUUAUCCAGAAACCAGGGAAGAAGCUGUCUGAUCUGGAGAGGGUCACUUCUCUGAAAGUUUACAACUGGUUUGCCAAUCGUCGCAAAGAGAUCAAGAGACGUGCCAACAUUGAAGCCACAAUCCUGGAGAGCCACGGGAUAGACGUCCAGAGUCCAGGGGGACACUCCAACAGCGACGACAUCGACGGGAACGACUUCUCGGAGCAGGCCUGUGACCUCCCCUAUUUUGACAAAAGACCUCUCAGCCGACCUUUUGGCCUUUAUCGCCUGGAGCCCACCUCGCCCACACAGGACGACAGCGCAGCGCACAGCGAGCACCAGGACCCCAUCUCUCUGGCUGUGGAGAUGGCUGCCGUCAACCACACCAUCCUGGCCCUGUCCAGAACCGGAGGGGGGCCCAACGACAUCAAGACGGAGUCCCUGGAGGACGAAUGAACUGCACAGGACCUGGGAUGGAGGAAGGGGACGAGAGAAGGGGGAGUGUAAUAGAUGGAGUUGGGGGACUGAAAAGAGACCAAAGUAAUGCUACUUAGUAAAGCUUCAUCAUCUGCUCCUCAGCCAGCCCCUUACCAACUCUCCCUUCUCUCCUGGCCUCCCCCUUCCUCUUCCCUCCUCAGAGUAAUCCUUGUCAACAGUAAUUACCCCCAACCCCGCUCCACCUUACUCCAUAUAUUGACACAGCUGGCAGAAAUGGGUGACUGUAGGCCCUGUGAUCUCUGUGGAAAUGAGCCACAGAAGAAAAGGCGGCUCCUGCAAACCCCUCUAAACGGCGGCUCUUGUCCGGGAGUGUGAACUCUCUCUUCCCCUCAGUACAGGAUACCUCUUCUUUCCUUACCUCGUCCUUGCUCCCCUUCUACUUCCCUCUCCAGCCUGGUCGUCUGAGCCGAUCCUCAGUCUUAUCUCACCUCAACGUCAACCUCAGAAAA
This is a messenger RNA of Pundamilia nyererei, 2557 nucleotides long. It is a transcript of the gene hmbox1b, whose product is annotated as homeobox containing 1 b. NCBI's taxonomy places the organism in Eukaryota, Metazoa, Chordata, Actinopteri, Cichliformes, Cichlidae. The transcript has 10 exons. Gene Ontology annotation, cellular component: nucleus. The record is from RefSeq and is a predicted model, not a curated record. The coding region runs from base 534 to 2066 and encodes 510 amino acids. Gene Ontology annotation, biological process: positive regulation of DNA-templated transcription. Gene Ontology annotation, molecular function: double-stranded telomeric DNA binding.